GGGGCGGGGCGAAGGCGGAGAUCCGGAUCCGGAGCGGCUGAAAGGCGGAAGUGGAGGCCGGAGCCUGGGACACCGCCGGGGGGAGAGAAGCGGAGCCUGUCCGAACCCCGGCCCCGAGUAACGCCGCCGCCCGGGAGCCGCGUUGGAGACCCUCUCCCCACUAAGUGCCUCUUUGCCUAGCACUGGCCCCCCAGCCCCACGCUCACUGGUACAGCAACAGCAGAUCGGGCCAUGGCGGGUCGGGGAGGUGCAGCACGACCCAAUGGACCAGCUUCUGGGAACAAGAUCUGCCAAUUUAAACUGGUUCUGCUGGGGGAGUCAGCGGUGGGCAAGUCCAGCCUCGUCCUCCGCUUUGUCAAGGGGCAAUUCCACGAGUAUCAAGAGAGCACAAUCGGAGCGGCCUUCCUCACACAGACUGUCUGCUUGGACGACACAACGGUCAAGUUUGAGAUUUGGGACACAGCUGGACAGGAGCGGUAUCACAGCCUAGCCCCCAUGUAUUAUCGGGGGGCCCAAGCCGCCAUUGUGGUCUAUGACAUCACCAACACAGAUACAUUUGCACGGGCCAAGAACUGGGUGAAGGAGCUACAGAGGCAGGCCAGCCCCAACAUCGUCAUCGCACUCGCAGGCAACAAGGCAGACCUGGCCAGCAAGAGGGCCGUGGAGUUUCAGGAAGCACAAGCCUAUGCAGAUGACAACAGUCUGCUGUUCAUGGAGACAUCAGCAAAGACUGCGAUGAACGUGAAUGAAAUUUUCAUGGCAAUAGCUAAGAAGCUCCCCAAGAAUGAGCCCCAGAAUGCUGCUGGUGCUCCAGGCCGGAACCGAGGCGUGGACCUCCAGGAGAACAACCCAGCCAGCCGGAGCCAGUGCUGCAGCAACUAAGCCCCCCUUGCCUACCCACUGCCCCCACCUCCUCCGCCUGAACGACCCGACUGGAAUCCAAUCUAACCAAUCGCACUUAACGACCGGGCCACUGCUGGGGGGGGGGCAGGGGGAGGGGUCCACCAUGAUUUCUCCAUAUAAUUUUGAUCAUAGGCCGGAGUGAGUUAUUCCACCUGCACCUUUCUGUACAAAUACUAAUUCAAUUUUAAGUCUUAAGUCACUUUUUUAAUAUAUAUGAUCUGCUCUUCCCACUUCCCUUUCUACUGUCCCCCUACUUUUCCUUUGCUGGUAGUAGCCACAUGCUCCGUUCCCCUCCUCACUCUUGCGCAUGGGGCAGGGCGCUGGAGCAGUUAACCCUUCCUUACUUUUUGCUGAGUAGAAGACUUGGCAGUGCAUCCACAUCCUUACCUGUUUGGAGGGGGCUUUGUCUGGGGUUGGGGGAGGCUGUGGAGGCUACAGAUGGAGAGCAAGCUCUUCCCUCUGCAGGCUGUCUUAGACUGCACCCCAAAGCCCCACAGCUGGGAGAGACAACAUUACUACAACUACUUAUCACACGUUAUUGUGACAGCCAUGAACCCGUUGCCCACCUGCCCCACCUUGGUCACCCUGACCUCUGGCUCUGAGCCUCGUUCUGACCAAAUCACAAUGAUGAGUAUUUGGGGGUGGGUGGGUAAGGGGGGGUGUUGGGGAGGGACGGAACCAACUUUUUCUGUAUUUUGUAUUGUAUGUUUUCUUCAACAUGUAACCAAUCAGUAUCUUGUCAAUAUAGUCAGCCGAUCGA
Messenger RNA from Elephantulus edwardii (Cape elephant shrew), 1663 nucleotides. It is a transcript of the gene RAB5C, whose product is annotated as RAB5C, member RAS oncogene family. Gene Ontology annotation, molecular function: GTPase activity; GTP binding. The transcript is spliced from 6 exons. The record is from RefSeq and is a predicted model, not a curated record. NCBI's taxonomy places the organism in Eukaryota, Metazoa, Chordata, Mammalia, Macroscelidea, Macroscelididae. The coding region runs from base 232 to 882 and encodes 216 amino acids.